Cryphonectria parasitica EP155 is the source of this 1398-nucleotide messenger RNA. RefSeq names its product P-loop containing nucleoside triphosphate hydrolase protein. Gene Ontology annotation, biological process: DNA-templated DNA replication; DNA repair. Gene Ontology annotation, cellular component: nucleus; Ctf18 RFC-like complex; DNA replication factor C complex. The transcript is spliced from 3 exons. Lineage: Eukaryota; Fungi; Ascomycota; Sordariomycetes; Diaporthales; Cryphonectriaceae. The record is from RefSeq and is a predicted model, not a curated record. Gene Ontology annotation, molecular function: ATP hydrolysis activity; ATP binding; DNA clamp loader activity. Bases 1 to 1176 code for a protein of 391 amino acids.
AUGUCUGAUUACGAGGACGAGAUGGAUGUUGACGUCCCCGCGCCAUCCAAAGACAUCACCUUCUCUUCCGACAACACUGCGAAGGGCAAACGGAGCGCUGCUAAUCUGCCAGUCGAAGCAGAAGACAGCCUGCCAUGGGUCGAGAAAUACCGUCCCGCAACUCUUGCGGACGUCUCGGGCCACCAAGACAUCCUCGCAACCAUCAACAAGUUCGUCGACUCCAACCGCCUCCCCCACCUCCUCCUCUACGGGCCCCCGGGCACAGGCAAAACCUCUACCAUUCUCGCCCUGGCCCGCCGCAUCUAUGGGCCUGAGAACAUGCGCCAGAUGGUGCUCGAGCUGAAUGCCUCCGACGACCGUGGCAUCGACGUUGUGCGCGAGCAGAUCAAGACCUUUGCCUCGACUAAACAGAUCUUCAGCAUGGGCGGCUUCGGUAGAGGAACUAGCGCCCUGGCUUCUUACAAGCUGAUCAUUCUCGACGAGGCGGACGCCAUGACCAACGCUGCCCAGAUGGCCCUGCGGCGCAUCAUGGAGAAGUACACAGCCAACACACGGUUCUGCAUCAUCGCCAACUAUUCACACAAGCUGUCGCCGGCCCUGCUAUCGCGGUGUACAAGGUUCAGAUUCAGCCCCCUGAAGGAGGCGGACAUACGCGUGCUGGUGGACAAGGUUAUCGAGGAGGAGCAAGUCAAGAUCCUGCCCGAGGCAACGGACGCGCUGGUGAAAUUGAGCAAAGGCGAUAUGCGUCGAGCCCUGAAUGUGCUGCAGGCAUGUCAUGCAUCCAGCACACCUUUGCAACCACGGGACGCGCCGAGGAUACCAGACAAGGACAUUGUACGAGAGACCGUCACCGUCGAUACCAUUUACAACUGCAUCGCCGCGCCACCACCCGAUGCCAUCCAAGAUAUUGUACAGACACUUCUCAACACGAGCGACGUUACUUCUUGCCUGACAACGAUUAAUACCCUAAAGGUCGCACGAGGCCUCGCUCUCGCCGAUAUCAUCACUGCCCUGUCCGAGGAAGUUGCGCAACUCAAUGUGAAACCGGAGGUCAUGAUCACCUGGCUGGAUGGUCUUGCAAACAUCGAGCACAGAGUGGCCGGAGGUGGUUCAGAAAGCGUUCAGACAGGUGCCGUGGUUGGCGUUAUGCGGAAUGGCGUGGAGCUCAUGGGUUGAGACAUAUGUUCUCAAGCAGAAAGAGAAGGCAACUGUUUACGGACAAUUGAAAUGGGAAGGAGAGGGCUUACAAAUCUUGUGCUUGCAUUUGAUGGUAGGCGUUUUGGUAAUGAGUGGAAUUAUGCACGAUCACCCAACACUGUGGACUGGCUGACAUUACAUGGCCUCUUGCUUGCUCCCCAAAAGAAUCAAAAUCACAGCUAAUCAUACAUCGAUCUACUU